This is a messenger RNA of Hydractinia symbiolongicarpus, 1634 nucleotides long. RefSeq lists its product as uncharacterized. The coding region runs from base 84 to 1634 and encodes 516 amino acids. The transcript is spliced from 2 exons. The record is from RefSeq and is a predicted model, not a curated record. Lineage: Eukaryota; Metazoa; Cnidaria; Hydrozoa; Anthoathecata; Hydractiniidae.
GAGAAAAGAGAAUGAAGGAAAGUAUAGCAGAAACAGAAGAAGGUACAGGAAUAGAAUGGUAAAAAACAAAUGAAUUUAAAGAAAUGAAAAAUGAGAAAAAGAAAAAUGAAGAUAAAAAAGAAGAAGAAACGGUUCCAUAUAAGAAACCUUACCGUUUUUGUGUUUUUUGUAAGAAGAUGUGCUCCAAACUUACUGAUCACAUUAAAAAUUGCCAUAAAGAACUAAAGGUAGUAAAAAAAACACUAAUGCUGAAAAAAAGAGAGCGUGUGAAUGCUUUUCAGCAGAUGAAAAGAUUGGGGAUCAAAGAAUUUAAUGAAAAAGAAGCUGUUAAAAAAAAUCCGAUAUAUCAGGGUGAGAAAAAAAGAAGAAAGCAUCAAAAAUUGGUUAGAUGUAGUAUUUGUUCUGCUUUUAUAUCAAAACGAUUUUUCUCGACCCACAAACACCGUUGCUCUAAGAAGUUCGACUCUACUGCUGUGCCGAUACCGUUGCUUGAAGACUGCCUAUUAACAUCAACAAGGUUAAGCGAUGAAUUUAUAAUUGACGUUUUGGGCAAGGUCAGGGAUGACGAAUUGGGAGGGAUUGUACGAAAGGACGAAUUCAUCCUGUACUUAGGAUACAAACAUUAUAACAAGAACAAACACAAGAAAAGCAAAAUUGCGACUGUAAGAAAAACUGCUAGAAGUGAAAUGAGGCUUUUAGCCCAAAUGUAUAAGGCUGCAAUAUCGUUUGCAGGCUUUAUGGGCACUAAUGGUAACGUUAUCGAUUUAUUUUGCCGCGAGAACUUUCACCAUUUGUGUGAUGCGGUGGAGAUGAUAACUCAACGUGAGACUGGAAAGAUGAAGGCUGGUCUUAGGCAUAAAGCCUAUUAUCUUAUAAUUAAAUCUUGUAAAAGGCUACGUGACCGCUUUUUUAUUGAGAAGAAAGAGAAUCUAUCAAAUGAGAUUGAUUCAUUUUUAAAAUCAGUUAAGUCGAGCGAGGAUACAUUUCUCACUAGUGCGCAAUAUUUAUUGGAGAACGAAAAGCUGAGGAAGACAAGAAAACCAUGCCAGUUACCACUAGAAGAAGAUAUAAAGAAACUCCAUGCUUUCACGUUAAACCGCAUCAAACAUUUAACAAAUGAGUACACUCUGAUGACACCAUCAACCUUUAUAGAACUUCGUAAUGUCACCAUGGUACGUCUGACUCUUCUAAAUGCAAGACGGGGAGGAGAGGUAGGUCGUCUUUUACUCAGUGAGUGGGAUGAAGCAGAAAAGGAUGGAUGGAUUGAUCAACAAAGGCUACAAACGUUAACUCUAUCGGACCGAAUGCUUGUCAAAUCAUUAAAAAUUGCCUAUUUAGCUGGAAAAGGAAAUAAACACAUUGUGUCAAUGAUAGUUCCAAAUGACACAGUUAAAGCCUUGCAGCAUCUCUCCAGAGUCGAUUUUAGAAAAAGUGCUGGAGUUGCUAAGGAUAAUAAUUUUUUAUUUGCAAGUACACAGCUCUCAGACGUACAAUUUUCUGGGUGGCAUGCUCUCAAAGGUGUAUGUUCUAAAGUAACAGCAUUGAAAAAACCAGAGCUUAUAAAUUGGACCAACAAUCGCCAUAGAGUCAGCACCAUUUACGCUAGUUUGGAUAUUGCAGAGACUGAUAGAUAG